Panthera uncia (snow leopard) is the source of this 1953-nucleotide messenger RNA. RefSeq names its product secretion associated Ras related GTPase 1A (gene SAR1A). Gene Ontology annotation, molecular function: GTPase activity; GTP binding. Gene Ontology annotation, cellular component: COPII vesicle coat; endoplasmic reticulum exit site. Gene Ontology annotation, biological process: membrane organization; intracellular protein transport; endoplasmic reticulum to Golgi vesicle-mediated transport. The coding region runs from base 122 to 718 and encodes 198 amino acids. Lineage: Eukaryota; Metazoa; Chordata; Mammalia; Carnivora; Felidae. The transcript has 7 exons. The record is from RefSeq and is a predicted model, not a curated record.
GUGUUACGUAUAUCCGGCGAGUAGCUGGCGGUUUCGGUUGCUGCUGGGCUGUGUGGUGUGAGGGAGGGUCGAAGCCGCCGCUGCUGCCGGAGGAGCCCCUCGGCCGUAGGAAGCAUUAAUAAUGUCUUUCAUCUUUGAGUGGAUCUACAAUGGCUUCAGCAGUGUGCUCCAGUUCCUAGGGCUUUACAAGAAAUCUGGAAAACUUGUAUUUUUGGGUUUGGACAAUGCAGGCAAAACCACUCUUCUACACAUGCUCAAAGAUGACCGCUUGGGCCAGCAUGUUCCAACACUACAUCCGACCUCAGAAGAGUUGACAAUUGCUGGAAUGACUUUUACAACUUUUGAUCUUGGUGGGCAUGAGCAAGCACGCCGGGUUUGGAAAAAUUAUCUCCCAGCAAUUAAUGGGAUUGUCUUUCUGGUGGACUGUGCAGAUCACCCUCGCCUCAUGGAAUCCAAAGUUGAGCUGAAUGCUCUAAUGACUGAUGAAACAAUAUCCAACGUGCCAAUCCUUAUCUUGGGUAACAAGAUCGACAGAACGGAUGCCAUCAGUGAAGAAAAACUGCGUGAGAUAUUUGGGCUUUAUGGACAGACCACAGGAAAGGGGAACGUGACCCUGAAGGAGCUGAAUGCCCGCCCCAUGGAAGUGUUCAUGUGCAGCGUGCUCAAGAGGCAAGGCUACGGCGAGGGCUUCCGCUGGCUCUCCCAGUAUAUUGACUGAUGUUUGGACAGUGAAAAUAAAAGAGUUUUACUUCUCUGGACUGAUCCCAUUCCCAGCUUCCUCAUGAACUUUUCUAAUAGAACAAGGAAAGCUCUUCAACCGUGUGUGGCGUUGAGAAGCCAAGAGUCUCUGCCUGCCCUCUCAUCGCCCAGUGGUGACAUGUGCUUUCUCCACACUAUUGGGAGGUGACGCUGCCCCACAUGCCAGUGCAGGUCAGCGUCCCGGGACUCGGAAGCUGGCAGGAUCUGCUGGGUAAAGCUGUAUGCCAUCAUGGGGCACCUGAAAGAAAAACACGUCUCACCACUGUGGUUGAUUUCAAAAGAAAGUGAUUCUAUUUUUUAAAGAAAGCGUUGUUAAUGUAAUUGGUGUCCCUCUUCACUUUUUGAGUUCAGAAUUUACUUGGUCCAGAGUUUUCUAUUCUUCUUUUUUUUUUUUUUGUUUUUUCCUCCUCGUGAUCUAGUGAAUGGCAUUUAGAGACUUCAUAAAAUUAUGCACCAAAACACGUCGGAGGCCAGAGCUCAGUCAGGUGAACUCACUUGUGUUGAGAUAACAGGUUAGUGAGAGAAGCCCCCCCACCCCCGCCCCGCCCCAUGUCUCUGCCUGCCUUGUUGCGGUGGGCACCACCUUCUGCGCAGAGAAGUGGGAAAGGGCGGAACUUGGGCCUGGCAGUUGCAGGAGGUGUCCGCUGUGGCCAGCCAGGCCCCUUCCUCGUCGGGGCGUGUACAGCAGGUUGCUCACUGUGGAGGGGUUAAUUAUAGAGCGGUUAUUUUCUUAUUUUACUUACAGAGUUGCAAACCGCAGCCGGUCUUUGCUUUUGCUUUGCUUUUAUACUGUUGGGAAACUUCAUUUCUCUUCAUACACCUGUUUGAUGUUCAGUUAUAAGAAAUGACGUUUGCCUCCUAAAAGAGAACACCUCCCGAAUUGCCCUACACCGCAGGUGUGUGUCUGUUACUUUUGCACAGAUUCUAGGGAAGAAUUUUCUGCAUCAGUGAAUCGCAGAGGACAAAGUUAGCCACUGAAGGGCUCUUAAUUCUGUGAGUUGAGAACUUAAAAAAUCUGCUAUUUGUAUCAUUUGUUUGGAUCCAGGAAAGAUUUAUUUAAUGGGCUUUAAAAUCUUCACUUGCAGGAUUUAGUCUCUAUUGGACUGUUCGUGAGCUCUUUUUAUCGAUUACCUGUUUUUUUGGUGUUUAAAGGUUAACAUCUGUAGCUAGAUGAUUUUUUUUUUUUUUUUUUUU